GAAUCAACUUUGUAAUUAAAUACUCAAAUACUGUUCACUCUUCAGAUUUCAGACUGCUACUUCUGUGCUUCCACAGUUGAACUUGUGUUGUGGGCUGUGGCUAUUUUCUCACCUCUUUCUCUUCAUCUACUCUUUACUCUUUAGUGUAUAUUAACAUUCUUCUUCUCUUUUUCCCUUCUUCCCUUGUUGUUUUUCAUCCUCUUUAUUCUAAUCUUUCUUCUUAUAGCAACCACUUUUUUCUUCUUCUUUGUUUUCAUUUAAAAGUUCCAUUCUUUGUAGAAUUAAUGCAAAGUUAAGGUGUUCAUUGAAAUUUCACGCCCAAGAAUAGAUCCUAGAAGACCCUUCUUGGGGUUUUAGUCUUUUGUUGAUUUUUUUGGGUUUUGGUACUUUGAUUUCAAAAUGGAAGCAGAAAAUGAAGAAGUGAAUUCUAAAAUGAAGGAUUAUGAAAUGAUUGAGCAAAUUGGAAGAGGGGCAUUUGGGACUACUUUUCUUGUUAUUCACAAAACUGAGCAAAAGAAGUAUGUAUUGAAGAAGAUAAGAUUAGCUAAGCAAACUGAGAAGUUUAAGAAAACAGCUCUUCAGGAGAUGGAGUUGAUUUCCAAGCUAAAUAAUCCAUAUAUUGUUGAGUAUAAAGAUUCUUGGGUGGAUCAGGAAUGUUGCGUAUGCAUUGUGACCAACUAUUGUGAAGGAGGUGAUAUGGCCGAGAUUAUUAGGAAGGCUAAGGGCGGACAUUUUUCAGAGGAGCGAGUCUGCAAGUGGAUGACUCAGUUGUUGCUAGCUGUAGAUUACCUGCAUUCCAACCGCAUUCUUCAUAGAGAUCUUAAGUGUUCGAACAUAUUCUUGACAAGGGAAAAUGACAUUCGGCUUGGUGACUUUGGACUGGCUAAAUUUCUCAAGCCUGAUGAUCUUGCUUCCUCGGUUGUUGGUACACCCAAUUACAUGUGUCCUGAGCUCCUUGCCGAUAUUCCUUAUGGCUAUAAAUCCGAUAUAUGGUCACUUGGCUGUUGUAUAUUUGAGAUUGCUGCUCAUCAACUGCCAUUCAAGGCUAAUGACAUGACCAGUCUGAUCAACAAAAUUAAUCGAUCGAUUAUGUCCCCGCUCCCGAUCAUGUACUCUUCCACAUUAAAACAAAUUAUAAAGACCAUGUUAAGAAAAUGCCCGGAGCAUAGACCAACUGCUGCGGAGAUUUUGAGACAUCCCCAUUUGCAGCCAUAUCUAGUUCGGUGUCGUGCAGCUUCUCCGUCUUAUCUUCCAGUCAAGUCUCCAAACUCGAAGGAGAAGACAGCUCGGAGACUUUCAUCUGGUAAACCUAAUCGGGGCAAGGAUGGAAGAGAGCGAGAGCAUAGAACAGUGAAGCCAUAUCUGGAACAAUGUGACAAGGUUAGUAAUAUUAUUCCCAUGAACCAGCAGAACUGUGACAAAUCAUCGACAUCUGCUACCUCGGAGGAAAACCUUGAAACAAAAAGGGUUGAUCCGGUGAGCUACUUAAAGGAUAGAUGUGACACUAGUGAAAGUUCCAAAUGUGAGUCUUCAGGCAGUGAAAUGAUCAUGUGCAGCGCAGCCGAGCUUAGUGACUUGAAUGCACCCAAAAGCACUGCAGAAGAAACUACAACGCGCACCUUGUUUAAUAAUGAAACACUUCAAAAAUGGGUAGAUGUUAAUAUCGAGAAUGUGGACAAACUCGAUCUACUCGAGCUUUGUGACAUCCAGGAUCUUACAGAGGGAAUCGUAGAAAUCUUACCCCGUAACAAUGGAAAUAUGUCGAUACCUUGCGAAGAACUUGUUCCUUCUCACAAAUCUCCCGUUGAUGAAAUUUCUACAUUUUCGGCUACUCAAACUGAAGAUGUUGAACUCGAUUCUCUAUUGAAAAUGGAAAUUAGUGAUAUCGGUAAAGAAGAUCGGCCUACAGAGAAGUCUACGCCGUCAGAAAAUGACAAUCAACCUACGGAGAAGUCUAUGCCAUCAGAAAAUGGCAAUCGACCUACGGAGCAGUCUAUGCCAUCAGAAAACGGCAACGGCAAUCGAUCUACAGAGAAGUCUAUUCCAUCAGAAAAUUGUACCGAGACACUCAACACUAGUUGUUCAUCAGAGUCUGGUAAUGGCAAUGAUGAAACAAUCAAUCCAACAGCAGCAGAAAUUUCAUUGCUGAACAGGACGCUCACAGCAAUGAGUGCAGAGCAAAACAACGGCGAGGGCGAAGUACCAGGCCACCAAAGGGCCGACGCCUUGGAGUCUCUGCUCGAGUUAUGUGCACGAUUACUUAGAGAGGAUAAACUCGACGAACUCAAUGGUAUUCUGAGACCCUUUGGAGAGGAAACUGUAUCUUCCCGGGAAACUGCAAUAUGGUUGACGAAAAGCUUAAUCGCUGCACAUAAAUCUGCAAAAGGUACCUGAACUUAUGUUAUAACACACUAUAUGGUUUCCUGUCUUUAAAUAUGUGAUCUAUAGGAACUUUAUGUGUGCGUGUGCAUGUAUAUUUACGAGGGUGUGGUUUCGUUGAAUGAAAUUGUGAAUUUUUUGUUACGAGCUUGCGGGUUUAAACUUUUUGAUUGAAAUUGUUGUAACUUGUAAAGAAAUGGUUGUUGCUUGUAGUGUCUGAUGAUGAAAUAUUGUGCUGUAA
Molecule: messenger RNA, 2620 nt
Organism: Amaranthus tricolor (Joseph's coat)
Lineage: Eukaryota; Viridiplantae; Streptophyta; Magnoliopsida; Caryophyllales; Amaranthaceae
Product: serine/threonine-protein kinase Nek6-like
Exons: 14
Coding region: 400-2394 (664 amino acids)
Biological process (GO): protein phosphorylation
Molecular function (GO): ATP binding; protein kinase activity
Source: RefSeq, a predicted model, not a curated record